This is a messenger RNA of Octodon degus (degu), 900 nucleotides long. It is a transcript of the gene Cabp2, whose product is annotated as calcium binding protein 2. Gene Ontology annotation, molecular function: calcium ion binding. The record is from RefSeq and is a predicted model, not a curated record. NCBI's taxonomy places the organism in Eukaryota, Metazoa, Chordata, Mammalia, Rodentia, Octodontidae. The transcript is spliced from 7 exons. Bases 181 to 792 code for a protein of 203 amino acids.
CAGGAGGCCAGCAGGAGCUGCCCAGCCACCUCCACCCUGAGGAAGCAAGAGGUUGCAGGUCGGCAGGCCCAGGCCACCGAGGAAGGACCCUGGAGAGCCACAGCCACUGCUGCCCACUGAGCCACCUGCCCACAGGACAAGACAAAGCAAACCAGAAGGAGGUACCAAGCCCUUGUGUCCAUGGCCCUGCCACAGGGCCCAGCAGACAGCAGCAUCCCCCCUGGGGACCCCAGCCCCUCUACAGGGGCUCCAGGUCCCAGCCAGACCCCCACCAGCCCAGCAGCCAGCCGGCGGGCACUUCUCCAGGAGCUCGAAGCUCAGGUGCAAGCAGCUUAUGGGCAGGAUCGGGACCUGCGACCUGAGGAGAUUGAAGAGCUGCAGGUCGCCUUCCAGGAGUUUGACCGAGACCGGGAUGGCUACAUCGGCUAUCGGGAGCUGGGUGCCUGCAUGCGGACCCUGGGCUACAUGCCUACGGAGAUGGAGCUCAUUGAGAUCUCACAGCAAAUCAGUGGCGGGAAGGUAGACUUUGAAGACUUCGUGGAGCUGAUGGGCCCCAAGCUGCUGGCUGAAACGGCAGACAUGAUCGGAGUCAGGGAGCUUCGGGACGCCUUUCGGGAGUUUGACACCAACAGGGAUGGCUGCAUCAGUGUGGGGGAGCUUCGGGCUGCCCUCAAGGCCCUGCUGGGGGAGCGCCUCAGCCAGCGGGAGGUGGAUGAGAUUCUGCAGGAUAUCGACCUCAAUGGAGAUGGCCUGGUCGACUUUGAAGAAUUUGUGCGAAUGAUGUCUCGCUGAGCCUGUAGAGAAGCUGGAGGCAGCCAACUGGACGGGGACCACAGCCUCUUCAAACUGAGUGUGUUCCCCGAAUCCCAUCCUAUACAGCUGGGAUCCUCCAUCCCUGCC